Molecule: messenger RNA, 600 nt
Organism: Fusarium musae
Lineage: Eukaryota; Fungi; Ascomycota; Sordariomycetes; Hypocreales; Nectriaceae
Exons: 1
Coding region: 1-600 (199 amino acids)
Source: RefSeq, a predicted model, not a curated record
AUGCCUUUCGACCAAAUCCAGCAGUGGGCGAAGAAGCGUACUGACAAGAAGUCGAGUGAGGACCUUCAAUCGUCACCCACUUACGAGGCGGAACCACCAGCCACCAUGGAGGGACCACCCGCCUUCAUGGCGCGCAGAAGCACAGCUACGUUCUUCACUCCAGAAGGCCGUAGAAACUACGUGAUCGAGCAUCUGCGCCUCGAUCCCGCCACUGCCGCAACGUAUGAGCAAGCCAUCAACGAUGGCAGCCACAUGGUCGGAAGAAAUGGCUAUGGUGAGCUACGGGAGGUCGACCAGUACGAACUUGACUACUGGAUGACAAAAGAGCGCGGCAAGAACCUUUAUCGCUUCAAGAAAGGAGUGAAUCUUGUCAAGGUCCCAGAGGGGUUCCUCAUCUACUUGGACGAGAUGAGCAAGGCACGAAGACGUGGGGAGAUUGAGAAGGAGAUCGUUGUGCUGCAGGAGAAGGCGCAACGAAAGUACUACCCGGGGCUGAAUAGAAUCAUGCAUACUGAUUAUCGGUACAAGAUCGGCAGACUGGAAAGAGAGCUUGUCGACAUCCAGGCCAUUGGAGAGCGCCGGGGUCUUAACAACUGGUAA